AUGAGCUUCUUGCUAUACUUCUUGACCGGUAUUUUUGUAUUUCACGUGGCUUUGGCUUGCGAGAAAAGCGGGGAUAAGGUCGAAAAAUGCGGCGUUGCGAAUGGCGUCAUCCCAGCGGAAGGCAAAAAUUCGACAGAAGUUUUCUGGCGAAAGGAUCUCUGCAUGUACUCCUCCAUCUUUGCCGAGUCUUGCCCCUGCGUCGAGGAUUAUCAGAUCGAGCUGGCAAAGCUUUGGUGUGGGAAUGCUGCGCAUAGUUAUGCAGAAUACGAAAAAAGUGAGCAAUUUCCGGAGAUCGAAGAUUGUGAUAACAAAGAUGGGGAGGAAGGGGAAGAAGGAAAAGAAAAGAAAGGUGGCAAGAAGCAGGAUUCCAAGUCGAAGACGGGCAAGAAGCAGAAACGUUCGAACGAUGAUUGCGAG
Molecule: messenger RNA, 417 nt
Organism: Mesorhabditis spiculigera
Lineage: Eukaryota; Metazoa; Nematoda; Chromadorea; Rhabditida; Rhabditidae
Source: the annotation of a GenBank genome assembly